AUGCGAACACUGCUAUUCGUGUGCCUAGCGGCAGUACUAUGCGGGGCCCUGGCCAAGUCUAAGAAGGACGAUAAUAAGGUGAAGAUCGCCGUGUACUACGAGUCCCUGUGUCCAGACAGCAGACGCUUCAUCAGCUCGCAGCUGGCGCCCGUUUGGCGCGACUUCCGCGGCGCCAUCAAGGUCAAGCUGGUGCCAUAUGGCAAGGCAACUCACGACAACAUCAACGGCAAAUGGCAGUUCACGUGCCAGCACGGUCCAGACGAAUGCUACGGCAAUAAGAUGCAAGCGUGCAUCUUGAAAGACCGCAGCCUCCACGACACCGAGAAGAUGGAGCUGGUCAUGUGCCUGAUGGCAAACGCCAGCCCCGACAAGGCGCUGGACACGUGCCUGGAGCAGGUCAAGAGGUCGAACAGCUCGGACAAGAUGAAGAACUGCGCCAGCGGGGCGGCGGGCGACCAGCUGCUCGCCUCGUACGGGGACAAGACCGACCUGGUGCAGAGGCCUCUGUCCUUCGUGCCGACCGUCAUCGUGAACGAGAAGUUCGACCAGGCGGUGCAGGACGAAGCGGUCAACGACCUCAAGGCGGUGGUGUGCCGCGUGGCGGUCAACAAGCCGGCCGCGUGC
Molecule: messenger RNA, 624 nt
Organism: Iphiclides podalirius (scarce swallowtail)
Lineage: Eukaryota; Metazoa; Arthropoda; Insecta; Lepidoptera; Papilionidae
Source: the annotation of a GenBank genome assembly